UUUAAAGGCAAUAUUUUUAGAGCAUCUGAUGAAUCUUGAAACUCAUUUCAUGAAAUAUUACCCAAAAGAAAUGAAACAGUACUAUUGGAUUAAAGACCCGUUCACUGAAAAACCACCAUCAAAUUUCACAACCUUAAAAGAGGAACUAUUAAUCGAAAUUUCAUCCGAUUCUUCACUAGGAAUGCAAUUUUCUUCAUAUUCACUUUUAGAAUUUUUGAACAGUAUUAAAGAUGAAUAUCCUGAAGUUAGCAAUAAAGCUUUUGGUAUAUUAAUACCAUUUGCCACAUUGUAUUUGUGUGAAGCAGGAUUUUCAACAGUAGCCGUACUAAAAUAAAAAUAUUGGUCCAGGCUCAACGUGGAAAAAUAAAUGCAUGUUGCAGUAACUACAU
Messenger RNA from Cinara cedri, 389 nucleotides. The record is from the annotation of a GenBank genome assembly. Lineage: Eukaryota; Metazoa; Arthropoda; Insecta; Hemiptera; Aphididae.